AUGUUCGGGCGAACGCGACCGCAGGUGGCGCCGCCGCCAGGAGAGAAUGUGCAGCGCGAGGCCGGGACGCCGGCCGGGCCGGGGCCGCGCGCGCCGCUCCCGGGGCUCCAGGCCGCCCUGCUGCGCCCGCCGCCGCCGGGUCCCGCUCUGCUCGGCGCGGCCCCGUCACGUGGGAGGCUCGCCGCCGCGGCCCCUUCGCGCACUUUCUUCGCUGCGGCCCCUCCCCCGCGAGGGGAUGGGGAAGUCAAGGCAGCGGGCGCGCGGCCCGGUCCCCUGGCGGGCGCUACUCGUCGCCCGUGCGCCCUGCGGCAACCGGGAGUCGCGUGGGGCUCGCCCGUCCUCCCUGCAGUUCUCGCCUCCUCUGCCGGGUCGCGUCGAGGUCGUCCUCAACCGCGGCCAGUCUCCUCUCCCGACCGCACAGCCCCCUGUCCCGCCACACGACCACCUCGGCCGUCCGCUGUCGCAUCCCCACCUCUGGGGGAGCGCGGACAGCCAGAGAAAAUUAGCUCCGAGAACGCGGCGGGCACGUUAAAGUCCAGAUGA
This is a messenger RNA of Balaenoptera ricei (Rice's whale), 543 nucleotides long. RefSeq names its product atherin-like. The record is from RefSeq and is a predicted model, not a curated record. The transcript has a single exon. NCBI's taxonomy places the organism in Eukaryota, Metazoa, Chordata, Mammalia, Artiodactyla, Balaenopteridae. Bases 1 to 543 code for a protein of 180 amino acids.